AUGGUCAUGAGAAAGCCAGCACAUUUGUUUUUGGAUGAGCUUGAAAUUGCCUACGAUGACGAAGGUGACUAUGUCGUUGUGAAGCAUGCUGCUUUGUUCAUGUCUACUUUGAUGUCCAAGGUUUUGCAAUUCCCUAACGUCAAGUUGUUCAACGCCACUGCUGUGGAGGACUUGAUCACCCGCCGCGAUGAAACUACUGGAGAGUUGAGAAUUGCUGGUGUUGUGACCAACUGGACUUUGGUCGCUUUGAACCAUGACACGCAAUCUUGCAUGGACCCAAACACUAUCAAUGCCAACGUUAUUCUUUCCACCACCGGUCACGAUGGCCCAUUCGGUGCAUUUUCUGCAAAGAGAAUGCAAUCCUUGAGACCACUGAGCGGCUCUGACUCCUUCGAAUUGGGUGGAAUGAGAGGUCUUGAUAUGAACAAGGCGGAAGACGCCAUUGUCAAGGGUACAAGAGAAGUUGCCCCAGGAUUAGUCAUUGCUGGCAUGGAAUUGGCUGAGGUUGAUGGUUCCAACAGAAUGGGUCCAACUUUCGGUGCUAUGGCUCUUUCUGGUGUGAAGGCUGCUGAGUCUGUUUUGAAUGUGUACGAAUUGCGCAAGAAGCAAAACGAAACCUGCUACGGUGGUUUGUACUAG
This is a messenger RNA of Clavispora lusitaniae ATCC 42720, 639 nucleotides long. RefSeq names its product thiamine thiazole synthase (gene THI4). The record is from RefSeq and is a predicted model, not a curated record. NCBI's taxonomy places the organism in Eukaryota, Fungi, Ascomycota, Pichiomycetes, Serinales, Metschnikowiaceae. Gene Ontology annotation, biological process: thiamine biosynthetic process.